UCUCUCUCUCUCUCUCUCUCUCUCCCCCCUCUUGCACACGUAUACACUCUCUCUCUUCUCUCUCUCUCUCUCUCUCUCUCUCGGAACAACGACAUGGGUAGCUGCUACAUAGCUUAUCGCGAUGUGGAUGAAGGAGAUGAAUACGCAAAGCUCAUUAGGAGGAUGAACCCACCCAGGGUUGUGAUUGACAAUGAUGCUUCUGAUAAUGCAACAGUAAUCAGGGUGGUUAGUUCCAACAUGCAUGGGACUCUUCUUGAAGUAGUCCAAGUGAUUACUGAUUUGAAUCUUAUCAUCACCAAAGCUUACAUUUCCUCAGAUUGUGGUUGGUUUAUGGAUGUGUUCAAUGUGACGGAUCAGGAAGGGAAUAAAAUUCGGGACAAAACAAUCAUUUCGCAAAUACAAGAGACACUGGAAUCAGAUUCUUACUUCUUCCCCGCAAUCUGUAACUCGGUCGGCGUGAUACCCUCGAAAGAACACACGUCGAUCGAGCUAACCGGCACCGACCGGCCCGGGCUAUUCUCCGACAUAACCGCCGUGCUCACCGAUCUCGACUGCAACGUGGUGAACGCCGAGGUGUGGACCCACAAUGCCAGGGUUGCGGCGGUGGUGCACGUGACCGAUAACCGCACCGCGGAGCCCAUCAAAGACCCUGCUAGGCUCUCCACAAUCAAAAGGCUCCUCAAAAACGUUCUCGAGGGGGACAGCGAAUCUGAAGCCGCGAAAACUUCGGUCUCGAUGGACUUGACCCACACUGAGAGGAGGCUGCAUCAGAUGAUGUUCGAUGACAGGGACUACGAGAGGGUUUGCGUGGCAGAUGAUGAUCAGAGCUCCUCCACUAGGCCUCAAGUGUUGGCACUGGAUUGCCCCGAGAGGGAUUAUACGGUGAUCAUACUGAACUCGAAGGAUCGACCGAAGCUGUUGUUCGACACGGUUUGUACUCUCACUGAUAUGAAGUAUGUCGUGUUCCACGGAACGGUCGGCACGACAAGUGAAGGAGCAUAUCAGGAAUACUAUAUCAGGCAUGUUGAUGGGCACCCGAUAAGUUCUGAGGCCGAAAGGCAGCGCGUGAUUCAGUGUCUUGAGGCGGCGAUCGAGCGGCGGACUUCAGAGGGAUUAGAACUAGAGCUGAGAACCGAGGAUCGGGUCGGGCUUCUUUCGGACAUCACCAGAAUAUUCAGAGAGAAUGGCCUCACCAUAAAAAGAGCUGAGAUAUCCACAGAAUCUGGCAAAGCAGUGGACACAUUCUACGUCUCUGAUAUGUCGGGGAGCCCGGUUGAGUCCAAGACGGUGGAGUCGAUUCGGACCCAGAUCGGCGAGACCGUCCUAAAAGUGAAGAAAAACUCUGCUUCACCCCCACGAUCACCCGAUGAAUCGACUAACGUGGGCUCUCUCUUCACCAGCUUCUUCAAGGGCCACUCGUUUCAGAUUUUUCGGCUGAUUCGAUCACACUUUUGAGGCCUUUGGAAUUAUAACAUGGCAUAGAUAAUAUGUAGAGAAUCAUUUUGUCAUUAUACAUUACAUUCAUUACCUGUGUACAUACAUAAAGAAAUAGGAUAGGGUAGGUGUCUUAUUACUAAAAGCUCUGGAGCUUCUCAAACUGUAAACAUAUGCUGCAGAUUGUGCAUUACUUGGUUAUCCAUUGAUGCCAUUUUGUUACUUUCAGAACUAUUGCAAUAAAUUCUACAUUAUACAGUAUGUUGA
This is a messenger RNA of Ananas comosus (pineapple), 1701 nucleotides long. RefSeq names its product ACT domain-containing protein ACR6-like. The transcript is spliced from 7 exons. Bases 94 to 1455 code for a protein of 453 amino acids. Lineage: Eukaryota; Viridiplantae; Streptophyta; Magnoliopsida; Poales; Bromeliaceae. The record is from RefSeq and is a predicted model, not a curated record.